Molecule: messenger RNA, 1224 nt
Organism: Alternaria atra
Lineage: Eukaryota; Fungi; Ascomycota; Dothideomycetes; Pleosporales; Pleosporaceae
Exons: 3
Coding region: 1-1224 (407 amino acids)
Molecular function (GO): metal ion binding; agmatinase activity
Source: RefSeq, a predicted model, not a curated record
AUGCGGUGGAAUUGGGUAGCUGUCGCUGCGAGUGCAGCCUGUGUGUCCUCACACGCAACUCAUCAUGUCGAAGACCAACAGGCUUUCUCCCAAGAACGACUAGAUGAGCUAGAGAGGAAGUGGGGUACAGAUUGGGGCUUUUCUGGCAUCUCGACCUUCGCCCAUCUACCGCACACACGCUGCUUGACUCAUCCAGAGACGACAUAUGACAUUGCUAUCCUAGGUGCGCCUUUCGAUACUGCAGUCUCCUACCGACCGGGAGCUCGAUUCGGUCCUCGUGCAAUCCGCGCAGGAUCAAGUCGUCAAACGUCCUUCCGUGGUUUCAACCCGCGAGCCAACCUCAAUCCAUACACGUCAUGGGCCAAAAUCGUCGACUGCGGAGAUAUACCAAUCACACCUUUUGACAACACACUGGCGUUGAAACAAAUGAGCGAGGCCUUUCUUGAGCUUGGGAAGAGGCCUGCGACCGAGAAGAGUACAGAGAGCGGCGUGCAGUAUCUCAAGAAGCCGAAGCUGCUUACUCUGGGUGGAGAUCACAGCAUCGCACUCCCUGCUUUGAGGGCUCUAAAGGAUGUGUAUGGGCAGCCGAUUGCCGUAGUACACUUUGACGCCCACUUGGAUACCUGGCACCCUGCGAAGUACCCAUCCGCUUGGAUCGACCAAGAAGAUCCUUCUACACAGUCUUUCUUCAACCAUGGCAGUAUGUUCUGGAUCGCAUCAACAGAAGGCCUAAUCGCAAACGGCUCCAGUGUGCACGCUGGACUGAGGACACGGCUUUCGGGCGAUGAGCCAGACGACUACGUCGACGAUUCGCAGCAAGGCUGGAUACGUAUUGCAACAGACGAUAUCGAUGAGAUUGGAGUAAAGGGGGUUAUUACUUCUAUCAUGAAUCGAGUGGGAACCGAGAUGCCGGUCUACCUCAGUAUCGACAUCGACGUGAUCGACCCUGGGCUAGCACCAGGCACCGGAACGCCGGAGCCGGGUGGUUGGACUACGCGUGAACUCAUCCGCAUAUUGAGAGGUAUCGAAGGCAUGAACGUUAUUGGUGCAGACAUUGUAGAAGUCAGUCCAGCGUAUGAUGGUUCCGCAGAAACCACAGGAAUGGCAGCGGCACAAGUCGCCUACGAGGUGCUUACAAGUAUGGUACGGAAAGGUCUUAUCGAACAAGCACGAACAAAGGUGACGGCGCACGAGGACAAAGAUGAGGGCAAAGAUGAACUCUAG